Molecule: messenger RNA, 2142 nt
Organism: Aspergillus puulaauensis
Lineage: Eukaryota; Fungi; Ascomycota; Eurotiomycetes; Eurotiales; Aspergillaceae
Product: fungal specific transcription factor domain-containing protein
Exons: 2
Coding region: 1-2142 (713 amino acids)
Biological process (GO): DNA-templated transcription; regulation of transcription by RNA polymerase II
Cellular component (GO): nucleus
Molecular function (GO): DNA-binding transcription activator activity, RNA polymerase II-specific; zinc ion binding; RNA polymerase II cis-regulatory region sequence-specific DNA binding
Source: RefSeq, a predicted model, not a curated record
AUGGCAAGUUCGCCAUCAGACCAUAAGCUUGCCCCGAGUGACGGCGCCAGUUCUGGAGGAAGCGGGCUUUACGUGUUCGACUCAAGGAAUCGCGUAACCAAACCCCGGGGACGGCCGGACGAGCUCCACGAGCUGCGAAAUCGUGUGCAGAUGCUGGAACAGGCACUUGCCAGAGGGGGCUCAAUGCAGCCCCCCGAAGUUCCUGGAUACGACUGCUUGCCAGAGUUUCCAAUUCGGACGGUUACAGAUGCGAUCUCGGAUCAAGUAAGGAACUUGUCUGGCAGAGCAUGCUUCCGCGGUAGGAACGGUAGAACGCGUUAUCGUGGACGCUCUACUGGAGAGUUAACACUCACUUUUCUCAAUGAUGUAAUGGCGUUUCUCCAAGGCCGGAAGAAGGAUCUCAAGGCUGAGGGCUCAGAGUACCGGAGGAUGAAGGAUUUCAGAUUCGAGCUGAGGUCUCGGGAAAUACAGGACCAGGAGCGCGUUAAACAAGGAACACCGUCCUCACUGAAAGACAUGCUUCCGCCUCGGAAUAUUGCGGAUGAAUUACUAAACCUAUAUAUAUCGACAUUCGAGACUACGUAUCGCAUCCUACACAUACCCAGCUUUCUUAAGGAAUACGAGGCAUACUGGGCGUCAUCUGAGCUACCCGACACCAUUUUCAUUGCUAAGCUCUUGGCCUUGAUGGCCGCAGGCAGCUGUUUUAUUAGCCCUUCGACCACAGUUAACGGAAAAGACACCCUGCAUGAUGUUGCUGUGGGUUGGAUUCUCGGGGUCCAAUCUUGGAUCGGAUCCCUCUUCGUGAGCGCAACGGCAAAGUUUGACAUCCUACAGAUACAGUGUCUGUUGAUGAUUGCGCGUCAAUCGCUGGCCGUUGACGGGGAUGUUGUGUGGCUCAGCUCGGGGUCUCUCAUCCAUUCAGCCACUAUAAUGGGGAUGCACAGGGAUCCCACACUAUUUAGCAAAAUGACCCCCUUCUGGGCAGAGAUGCGUCGUCGGUUAUGGGCAACUAUCUUGGAGCUCGACCUGCAAGCAUCUAUAGAUGUCGGCAUCCCAUCAUCAAUCGACACAGACCAAUAUGACUGCGACCCGCCGUCGAAUUUGGAUGAUUCGGAUUUAACAGAGGAUAUGUUGGAGGCCCCAGUGGGCAAGGACAGAGCAAUUUCGACCCAGUGCAGUUUCCAAACCAUGUUAGCUCGCUCGUUCCUGUUGCGGGUGCGCAUCGCCAAGGCCGUGAAUAGCUUGAAGUUUACACUGUCGUAUGAUGAAGCGCUGACACUUUCUGAGGAGCUUGUACAGUUCAUGAACGAGGCUCUAAUUCCCUUUUCCGCACCGGUUGGCGACGGUGUCCCGUCCUUUUCAAGGUCAUUUAUGUUAUUCUUAAUGCAAAGAUUCCUUCUCCUUUUGCAUCGGCCUUUCUCACUGAGUAUAUCUAUGUCGCCCAAAUACUCUUAUUCACGCAAAGUCUGCCUGGAGUCGGCCCUGGAAAUGCUUACCCAGUUUGAAUCCCCAAUUCCUGGCAUUCAAUCACCUCGGACGCCUUGUCUAGGCCAUAUUGGUGGUGGCAUGUUCCGUGAUGAAUGCUUUCAUGCUGCUAUUACCAUUUGCGUGGAGCUAUCUCUACAGGUUACUGAAUCAGGCUCAAACUCAGCACCUUCAACUCAUGGCGGCUCUUUAAAUGACAUUGUGCGAUCACAGCGAGAAGUCUUGUUGCGUACCCUUGAAAGGACUCAGGACAACUUCCGCAGUCGGAUAUCUCCAAAAGGGAGUGGAUGCAAGGCUUUUGUCUUCAUGAGUAUGGCCCUAGCCUCUGUGAAGGCUCGACUGAACGGGGAAGACCCCCUGAAGAAAAUCGAACGAGAUUCAUUGCAGACAGUGAAAAUUUGCCAUCGAGUUAUCGGAGGCCUGCCUCAUGAGGAAUUAGAAGGGCGGCCCGAGAACGACUUAUCUGAGGUCGGACCGUCUGCCAUACACACACCGGACUUCGCGUCUUCUACUUCCGAAAUAUCGUUUGACCCUUUCUCGAUACUGACCAACAACGCCGUUGAAUUUUCGCCCCUCGACUUCAAUAGCAUGUUUGAUACGUCUUAUUAUAGGAUGCCCGAUCUUUGGGAUCCUGACUUUCUUGCACUGGCCGAGUGA